AGGACCUAACUUAUAAGUUUGUCAAACACAGAAGAAGAACAGAUCGAAUAUUGGCUUGGCGCCCAUCUGUCUGUGUUUCUUUCUUUCGUGAUUCGUCCAUCAUGUCCUUCCGUCGAAGAACUUUGCUGAAGGUCAUCGUCCUCGGCGACAGCGGGGUUGGCAAGACGUCCUUGAUGAAUCAAUAUGUGCAUAAGAGAUUUAGUCAGCAAUACAAAGCUACAAUUGGAGCUGAUUUUGUGACUAAAGAGUUGCAGAUAGAUGACAAGAUUGUUACACUGCAAAUUUGGGACACUGCUGGACAAGAAAGAUUUCAAAGUCUCGGGAUUGCAUUUUAUAGAGGCGCUGAUUGCUGUGUUUUAGUUUAUGAUGUAAACGUUGCGAGAUCUUUUGACACACUUGACAACUGGCAUGAGGAAUUUCUUAAACAGGCAAACCCAGCGGAUCCAAGUUCUUUUCCUUUCAUUUUGCUUGGCAAUAAGAUUGAUAUUGAUGGCGGAAAUAGCCGAGUGGUUUCUGAGAAGAAAGCAACUGACUGGUGUAGCUCAAAAGGGAAUAUACCUUACUAUGAGACAUCUGCAAAGGAAGAUCACAAUGUCGAUGAUGCGUUUCUGCGUAUUGCCAAAAGCGCAAUGGCGAAUGAGCAUGAUCAGGAUUUAUACUUUCAUGGAGUUCCUGAUGCUGCAACAGAAACCGAGCAACGUGGUGGAUGUUCAUGCUAAGUUUAACACUCGUCUCUUCCUACGCCUAUUCUUUUCCUGUUAAAAGUGCACCGGGCACAACUGCUGCAUGUACGCACCCCGUCUUUCUCUAUUUGCCGAGACUACAAAGUGUAAGCGUUUUUGUACUGCCACGGUUUUCAUAUGCAUACACUAUUUAUUUGUUAUUGAAUCGUGUAAUUCGUAUUUGUCAAAUGGAUAUUAAAGAUGGUAAUGUCUACGUGAUGGUUCCUUGUUUUUCCGUA
This is a messenger RNA of Helianthus annuus (common sunflower), 961 nucleotides long. RefSeq names its product ras-related protein Rab7. The record is from RefSeq and is a predicted model, not a curated record. The transcript is spliced from 7 exons. NCBI's taxonomy places the organism in Eukaryota, Viridiplantae, Streptophyta, Magnoliopsida, Asterales, Asteraceae. Gene Ontology annotation, cellular component: vacuolar membrane. Bases 102 to 719 code for a protein of 205 amino acids. Gene Ontology annotation, molecular function: GTPase activity; GTP binding.